Messenger RNA from Lathyrus oleraceus (garden pea), 741 nucleotides. RefSeq lists its product as uncharacterized. Lineage: Eukaryota; Viridiplantae; Streptophyta; Magnoliopsida; Fabales; Fabaceae. The coding region runs from base 1 to 741 and encodes 246 amino acids. The transcript has 3 exons. The record is from RefSeq and is a predicted model, not a curated record.
AUGGAGACCUUGGCGGAGUUAAGGGCACAAGUACUCGAACUGCAAAAGGAGAAUGCAAGGUAUAGAGAGGAAAGGUGUGGUUCCGAGGCAAAAGAUACUAGUGACCGAGCUAGUAUCAAUUGUCAACCGAAAUUUCCCGAGGGCAUUACACCUUGUCAGCUGUAUCUAUCGUCACCAACUUAUCGCAUAGUUGGCAAGGGAAAAGUGCACAACACUUCGGGUGAAUUACUUCACCAUAAUCCCCUCCCGGUGGGAUAUAUGAAAGUUUCGGUUGACCUUGUAUUAGAUACGGACGCGCUUCUACCAUUACCUGACGUUGUUUCAGAGACAACGUUGAUGCGAGAUGCAGUCGGAUCCUUUGUUGGAUGGCCGUCAGAUCUAAUUUUCCCAGAUAUUUCAUAUCCUUAUCUCAACAUGAAUAGUGGAAACAAACUUAUUCACGCGAUUGAGGCUUUAAAGGAGGUUAUUGAUAUGGUGGAGUUAUGGUUGAACAAAGUCAAGGAAGCUGAAGCUGUUAGGAAUCAUAUUAUUGUUGUUGAACCGCCUAGUGGAACAUGCUAUAAAAAGAUUCUUUUCAAGAAUCUUAACCCUGAAAAGAUAAGGAAGGUAGAGACUAUUGUGAAGUACCUAAGGAAUCUGGAUGUAACUGAUUUCGAAUCAGAUGAAGACCUUGAGAACUACGAGGACCUUGAGAAUGAAGACCAUGAGAACUGCAUGAAUUCAACUAUGCAUGAAGAUUAA